AUGACCGACCCACCGCCGCGCAAACGCUCUCGCGCGGCCUGUUUCUCGUGUCAGUCUCGCAAGCGCAAAUGUUCAGGCGAACAGCCCUGCAGCACCUGUGCCCAGGCCGGCGUCGUCUGUGUCUUUAGCGAUCUGCCGCGCAAGAGGCGCACCCGUUCAGGUGUCGGAUACCGGACAUCGCUGCCCGGACAGAACAGUGCUCAUGAGCGACUGGUGCUCUCGUCCGAUCUGGACGGUGGUAUCUCCUCUGCAGCGCCCGUCGCUCGACCGGCGAGUAGCAGUGUUGCAGGGAGUGCGCCGUCGCCGGGGUCUCAUCUGCGCGUGAAGGAACCGCGUCCCGGCAGUGACUCGCUUGAGGCGAACUCCGGAGCGGCGUUUGUUCGCAAGUUGGGGUUGAGAAUUGAUCCGGCGCGUGCACCGAGGUUGCACCUUUUCGCGUGGAAUGUGGGUGAACGGCGAAAGUCGCAGCGGCACGCCUCGACGCAGACUGAUGGUCGGAGACUACCAGGGUCUGUGGUACAGAUCUUAUCCGAGCAAGAGAUGCGCCGCCUGGCUGGAAUCUACUUUGAAAAAGUUCAUCCGUGCUAUGCGUUUCUGGAUCAAGGCACCGUGUCUGCACGGAUAUCACAGCGCUGGUCGUCGACAACCGCUUCGAUCGAAAGACCAGCAAGCAUGACACGAGACCCACCGUACGAUGUGGUUCUUCUCGGCAUCGCUGCCCUGGGAUUUCUCUUCUCAUGCCGGGAACUGUCCCCUCAAGAAGCAUUUGUCGUCGACACAGCACGGCGUCUGCUUGAAAGGAGUAUCCUCGGCCCAGACUCGCCCACAAUCGACAUCGUCACGGGAUGGGUUCUACGUACAGCCUACCUCCGGAUGACAGCUUCACCGCAUGCGGCCUGGAUGGCCAGCUGUACAUUGAUGCACCUUGUGGAAGCCGCCGGUCUGCAUAUCGAGUCCGAGUCUGCAGACCCCGAAGCAACGGGUCUUAUACAGACGACAUCGUCCCAAAUGAACAACAACAACAACAACAACAACAAGCUCCUGAAUCAACCCUCCUCCCCAGUGAUUAACCGCUCUUCUUCGCAUUCUUCCACCGCAUCUCCCACAUCAGAUGCCAAUCUCCGCCGCCGCAUCUACGGCAUGGCGCGCCACCUCAAUACAUGGAUCUCUUUUGACCUCGGACGAUCCCGAGUCGUCCUUCAUGGCGCCUCCUCUCACCCUCCACUUCCCCCUCCCCUUCCCUCUUCCACAACCACUCCCACAAACACAGACCUCUACCACCUCCUCCCCCUCUCCGAAAGCCUCGACCCAACAGGCCCGACCCCCCAAAACCUCCCCGAACUCGAAACAGCCCUCACCGCCGUCCUCACCCUCUCCUACACCGAACCCUCCCUCAUCCUCGUCCAAUGUAACCUCAUGCUCUGCAUCUACCGACGCGUGCGCGCCCUCAACGCCCACGCCCCUCUGCCCGGCCGCGCGCUCGACCGCAUCCUCGAGCUCGGCGCCCGCGGUCUACGCGCAGCCCGCGCCAUGGUCACCGCCACUUGUCCCUGGCACCAGGUUGCAAAUGUGCCCUUUCAGGUCCUUUGUAUCCUGUUGGCGAUCGAUAGUCGGGCGGCGCUGGGGUUGCUUGCGGAGGCGAUGCUCACGCUGAGAGAGGUGCUAACCGCGUAUGAUACGGAGGUUAUGCGCGAGGCAUACUCGACGGCGUAUCUGCUGAUUGCGCUGCAUCAAAGACGGAAGGAGGACGAUACGAGGGCAUUGGGGGAGGUUCUGAGGGCGAAUGCAGCGGCUGCGGCUGGGACCGGAACUGAGACUGAGGCUGAGACUGAGGCCGCAGUGGGUGGUAAAGAAGGUGCGCCGGUUGAUACUAAUGGCUUGGCAGCGGAUCUGGGUAUGAACGUAAAUGCGAACGCGAACGCGGACGUGAGCGACAUAUCAGCAAGGGCAGAAGUGGGAGGCAACAUCUCUGCACAAGGUGAAGCGACUGGGAAAGCGCGCGCCCAGGAUGUACUGGGCCCCGUAUCGGACGCGGAACUCUCGUGGCUGGGUGAUUUGAUGAUUGAUAUGCCGAGCUUGCAGAAUUUCGAUCUCGAUCAGUUCCUGCUGACGGAUGUGCCGUGGCCACUCCCGGAGAUGGGUAUUUGA
Penicillium diatomitis is the source of this 2148-nucleotide messenger RNA. Its product is annotated as putative C6 transcription factor. The record is from RefSeq and is a predicted model, not a curated record. The transcript has a single exon. Gene Ontology annotation, biological process: DNA-templated transcription; response to xenobiotic stimulus; regulation of DNA-templated transcription. Gene Ontology annotation, molecular function: zinc ion binding; DNA binding; DNA-binding transcription factor activity, RNA polymerase II-specific. NCBI's taxonomy places the organism in Eukaryota, Fungi, Ascomycota, Eurotiomycetes, Eurotiales, Aspergillaceae. Bases 1 to 2148 code for a protein of 715 amino acids.